AUGAAGCAGCUGCACCGGCAGGCCAGCAUGAGCAAGCAGCACCGCCCGCACCACCACCGCGCCUCCCUCUCCCGCACCCUCGCUUCCUACCUCCUCCGCGAGCAGCGCCUCCUCUUCGUCCUCCUCGGCUUCCUCCUAGCCUCGCCCUUCUUCUUCCUCUACCCGUCGUCCGUCAGCCCGCAUUCCGCCGCCGGAUCCUCCUCCGUCACCAAUUUCGCCGCCGCCGUCGCCAGGAAAAUCCCCCGCGGCGGCGGCGCCUCCUCCGCCUCCGCGCGCCGCCUCCCCGUCGGCGUCCGGAAGCCCUCCCUGCGCGUCGUCGUCACCGGCGGCGCGGGGUUUGUCGGCAGCCACCUCGUCGACAAGCUCCUCGCCCGCGGGGACAGCGUCAUCGUCGUCGACAACUUCUUCACGGGCCGCAAGGACAACGUCGCGCACCACCUCGGCAACCCGCGAUUCGAGCUCAUCCGCCACGACGUCGUCGAACCCAUUCUCCUAGAGGUCGACCAGAUCUACCACCUCGCCUGCCCCGCAUCCCCCAUGCACUACAAAUUCAACCCCAUCAAGACCAUCAUAUCCUUUCCGCUCCCUUGUGCCGCGCAUAAUUCGUCCACAUCCUCACAGGAAUUGGAUUCAAUAUAUUUGUCUUUAUUGAUUUAUUUAUGGACACGGAUACAACUUCUUCAAUGUGUUAGGAGCUGUUAUGAUGAGGGGAAGAGAACAGCUGAAACUCUUACCAUGGAUUACCACCGUGGUGCUGGUGUCGAGGUGAGAAUUGCACGCAUAUUUAACACAUAUGGCCCUCGUAUGUGUUUAGAUGAUGGCCGAGUUGUUAGCAACUUUGUUGCACAGGCUUUGCGGAAACAACCAAUGACAGUGUAUGGUGAUGGAAAACAGACUCGAAGUUUUCAAUAUGUUUCAGAUCUGGUUGAUGGGUUGGUAACUCUAAUGGAAAGUGACCAUAUUGGACCUUUCAACUUGGGGAAUCCGGGAGAAUUUACAAUGCUGGAGCUUGCACAGGUGGUAAAAGAAACGCUCGACCCAGGUGCAUCUGUCGAGUUCAAACCCAACACUGCAGAUGAUCCACACAUGAGAAAACCUGACAUUUCUAAGGCCAAGUCUCUUCUCAAUUGGGAGCCCAAAGUUUCACUAAAACAAGGCCUGCCGCGUAUGGUCUCGGACUUCCAGAAACGCAUCAUGGAUGAGAAUUGA
Molecule: messenger RNA, 1209 nt
Organism: Miscanthus lutarioriparius
Lineage: Eukaryota; Viridiplantae; Streptophyta; Magnoliopsida; Poales; Poaceae
Source: the annotation of a GenBank genome assembly